GAGGCUGGAUCCCCGUGCGGCUGGCAGGCAACCAUGGGAGAUGCGCGGGCCGUGUAGAACUCUUCUACCAGGGAGUCUGGGGGACUGUGUGUGAUGAUCUCUGGGACCUCCCAGAAGCAAACAUCAUCUGCAGACAGCUGGGCUGUGGCUGGGCUGUUUCAGCUCUGAGUGAAACUCACUUUGGGGAAGGUUCUGGGAAGAUUAUCCUUGACAAUGUGCAUUGCAAGGGACACGAGGAGCACCUGGAGGAGUGCUCCCACAUUGGCUGGUUCUCCCACAACUGUGAUCACAGUGAAGAUGCCGGUGUCAUUUGUUCAGAGAGGAGUCAAGGAACUGUCUAUCUUACAGAUCUCCCAUUGCCUGCAGUGGAAGGAAGAGUGGCUCCAGAAAGAUAUCGUUGUGGUGGUGUUGUUACCAAGGCACCUGGAAAAAUUAAGAACCCCCCAAUGAAUGAAAUGCAUGACAACAUAACCUGUGUGUGGGAAAUCAGGGCAAAUUCCUCUGACCGUGUAAGGCUGGCAUUCCCAUCUCUUGACCUUGACUGCACCAAUGAGUAUUUUGAAAUCCUGGAUGGUCCUCCAUCUUCCACGGAGUCCCUGGGGAGACCCUGCAGUGGGUUGCACAUCACCUUUGCAUCCCACUCCAGCUCCAUGACCCUUGUGUACUUCCGAGGCAUGAACAACAUUGGGAAAAAUUUCAUGGCUUAUUAUUAUUUUGAAGCCAAAGAGAUGACAUCGAAGACCCCAUAUCUGAUCACCAUCCCUACAGCAACUUCCAAGAUGGUAACAGAAAGACCAAGAGAUUGGCCAGAGCUGCGGCUGGUGGGUGGCUCCAAUCGGUGCUCAGGGCGUGUGGAGAUCCUUCACCAGGGCGUCUGGGGCACUGUGUGUGAUGACCUGUGGGACCUGAAUGAAGCUGAGGUCGUAUGCAGACAGCUGGGGUGUGGUCAGGGUGUGUCUGCCCUUGGCAAGGCCUACUUUGGCCCUGGUUCAGGAGAUAUCUUCCUAGACAACUUCCAGUGUGCUGGGGUGGAGCACUUCCUGGGCCAGUGUGCCCACUCGGGCUGGUCAGAUCACAACUGUGGCCACCACGAGGAUGCUGGUGUCAUCUGCUCAGAUGCUGAAAAACCUCUGUUGGAAGUUCCAGGAGACUGGCCAGAGAUUCGCCUAGUGGGUGGCUCCAGCCAGUGCUCAGGACGCGUGGAGGUCCUUCACCAGGGAAUCUGGGGCACUGUGUGUGAUGACUUGUGGGGUUCAAAUGAAGCUGAGGUUGUGUGCCGCCAGCUAGAGUGUGGUCAGGCUAUUUCUAGUCUUGGUGAAGCCUACUUUGGCCCAGGCUCUGGAGACAUCUUCCUGGACAACCUUCAGUGUUCUGGAAUGGAACAUUACCUAGGCCAGUGUCCACAUUCGGGAUGGUUGGAACACAACUGUGGCCACCAUGAGGAUGCUGGUGUUAUUUGUUCAGAUUCAGAUGGCCCCUCUCCACCCAUGCCUCCAGGUCCUCCUCCAGCUUCUCAGGAUCCAAUAACAGGAGGAAGUAACUCUUGUGGAGGGGUCAUUUCCAGUCUCUCUGGUUCAUUUUCCAGUCCACGGUACCCAGAAAACUACCCAACAGACAUCCAAUGUGUUUGGGAGAUCCAUGUAGAGAAAAACUUCCGCAUAGAACUCAUGAUUCCAAAUUUGAACCUGGAAGAUAUCCUUGGAUGUCCCUAUGACUCAAUUGAGAUCUUUGAUGGCCCCAGAAUUGCAUCACUCUCCAUGGGGAAGUUCUGUGCCCCAUCAGCUGUGGUAUUUUUCUCCUCCUCAGACAUCUUGACAGUGGUGUUCCGGAGUGAUUACAUGACAACAAAUACUGGUUUUUAUGCUUUUUUCAAUGCAAUUUCACAAGAUGGAAGAGAGUCAGAAGACAGACUAGUGUUGCGGCUGACAGGCAGCUCUGGGCAGUGCUCAGGACGUGUUGAGGUCCUCCAUCAGGGGGCCUGGGGCACCGUGUGUGACGACUUAUGGGACAUGAAUGAAGCUGAGGUCGUAUGCAGACAGCUGGGGUGUGGCCAUGCCGUUGCUGCUCCUGGAAGUGCCUACUUUGGCCCAGGCUCUGGAAACAUCCUCCUGGACAACAUUCAGUGUUCAGGAAAGGAGAGCCACUUUGGCCAGUGCCCCAGCUCUGCCUGGUUAGACCACAACUGCGGCCACCAUGAGGAUGCUGGAGUUAUCUGCUCAGAUGCUGAGGUGACUCCUUCACCCCCAGAAAGAAGUAGCUCUUGUGGAGGAGUAAUUUCAAGUCUCUCAGGCUCCUUCUCCAGUCCCUGGUAUCCUACGAACUACCCCACUGACAUGGAAUGCAUCUGGGAGAUACAUGUGGCUGAGAAGUUCAACAUAGAGCUGACGAUCCCAAGCCUGAAGCUAGAAGACAUCUACGGGUGCCCUUAUGACUAUGUUGAAGUGUUCGAUGGAAAGCAAGUUGACUCACUGUCUAUGGGCAAAGUCUGUGCUGGGGCAGAACUCACAUUCCUCUCCUCUUCAAAUUCCAUGACAGUGGUGUUUAAAAGUGAUGCCAUGAUCACCAACACAGGGUUCUAUGCUCUGUACAACACUGUUCACCAAGAUGAAAGGCAGAAUGGUAUGGCCUUGAGACUGGUGAAUGGCAGCCACAGGUGUGAGGGCCGAGUAGAGAUCUUUUACAAUGGUACCUGGGGCACAGUGUGUGAUGACAGUUGGGACCUGACAGAUGCCAAGGUGGUAUGCCAGCAGCUUGGCUGUGGUAAGGCCAUGUCAGCUCCAGCUGAGAGCUACUUUGAAGGAGGCAUGGGCCAUAUCAUUCUGGAUGAUGUGCAGUGCAUGGGGGAUGAAGCCAAGGUGUGGCAAUGCACACACCACGGAUGGUUCUCCCACAACUGUGGGCACCAUGAGGAUGCCAGCGUGGUCUGCUCAGGUAUUGAUGACACACCUAGUAGAGGACCAGCAGAUGAAAAUUUCCAAUGUGGUGGUUUGCUCACAAAUAGUUCAGGCUCCUUCUCUAGUCCUUGGUAUCCUAAAAAAUAUCCCACCAAUGUGGUGUGUACCUGGGAUAUACAAGUGGAUACCAGCGCUCACAUCAGACUCACCUUUGAAGUGGUCAAGUGA
Messenger RNA from Cricetulus griseus (Chinese hamster), 3122 nucleotides. The record is from RefSeq and is a predicted model, not a curated record. NCBI's taxonomy places the organism in Eukaryota, Metazoa, Chordata, Mammalia, Rodentia, Cricetidae.